Molecule: messenger RNA, 4926 nt
Organism: Calliphora vicina (urban bluebottle blowfly)
Lineage: Eukaryota; Metazoa; Arthropoda; Insecta; Diptera; Calliphoridae
Exons: 5
Coding region: 527-4477 (1316 amino acids)
Source: RefSeq, a predicted model, not a curated record
UGCCAACACUGGUGCAAAGUACAUAAAUGAGGAGAGUAGUGUAAAAAUAACAACAAGAAAGAAUAGAGGAAACGCAUAAAAUUUUUUUGUGUGAAUUCUAAAGAAAUAAAAGAAAAAAGUUGAUUUAAAUUAAACUUAAUUGAAAUAAAUAAAGUGCAAUAAAAUGUAUUUCUUAAGCCUGAUUGUGAUAAAUUUCAUUUACAAUAUCAAAGAUGUUCUUUCAGCUAGUUCAAGUCUUAUACCCGGUGGUCAUUGCCGGGACUACAAUGGUAAACUAUAUGAAACCGGUAUGCACUAUAUGCCUGGACCGGAUUCAUGUCGUCUUUGCAUAUGUGACAGUGGUCUGCCGAAAGCCUGUAAAAUGGUAUUAUGCGAAGCGUUUACCAAAUGUAAAUCAUUUCAAACGGUCGGCUCAGGCAACAAUUGCUGUGAGGUGAUCUGUCUCGAUGAUCAGCUAACGGAUGGCAGUACCGAUUUUGGAGUUUGACUAAUCGUUAGUGGCAUAACGGCCACGCUAUCACUCUCCAUGAUAUUUUUCCUUAUCAAUCGUUUUAGACGUAAGAAGUUGAGAGCCAGAGAAUCAAGACAAACUGCCGAAGAUCAAAGAAGUAUUGUGGGAAGUAUAGGUUAUAUUGCUGGCAAUAUGGGUUAUAUGGAGGGUAAUUUAAGUAGCAUGGAUUAUACUUAUGGAGGAGCAGCCACUCACUAUCCGUUGUGGAAACCGCCCAGUGGUUAUUUUCCACGUGGUGAGGCACCACCACCCUACGACGAGGCAGUGGCUAUAUCACAAGCAGAAGCCUUAAGUGCUCAGUGUGCAGCAGCUGCCGCAGCGGCACAAGUUGCCGCCAACCAAAGAGCCACCAUGAACAUGAAUUCGGUAGAGAUGCAGAAUGCCGAUUUGAAUCGUAGAGCUCAAGCCAGCCAGCAGAUGCAGCAAAUACAACAUCAUGCUCAGCCUCAAACGGCUCACACGCAGCUAAACCAUCAGCAGCCGUCACAUGUAGUGCCCACGCUACAGACCCAUGUCUUGGCUCCACAAAGUCAACAGUCCAAUCAGUCCCAUCAAAUAACCCAAAGCACUACAAAUUUAAUAAAUAUCAAUAUAAAUAGUGGUGGCAAUAUAACCACCAUAGCCACGGGUGAAAAUCACCAACCACCCUACAGUUUACAAGAUGAAAAUGGCACAAAUACGGGACUAAUACAACAGCAGUCCUCAGCCUUGGCCACGCAACAGAUGCAAAUGCAGCAGCAGCAACAACAGUUGAUAGCGGCCACAACGAAUGGCUCAAAUGGUCAGGGUAAUGGACGAGUGCAUAUAGCACAAAGUAAUUCCAUUUGUGUGCAAACUAUGACUCCCAUAAAUCAACAGCCACAACAGCAGCAGCCACAACAACAACAGCAAAUGCCAGCUACACAAAAUGGCAUGCAAUCAGCUCAAAUGAUGACAGCCAAUAUUAAUGGCAACAACUCGAACACUUUGUCCAGACAGACACAGAAUCUUGUCAUGAACACUAACAAUGAUUGUGGUUAUAAAAAUUGUCACUUGAGUAGCAACAAUUCCACUAAUACUGUUUCUCGACGUCUGCAAAGAACAAACGAACCUCUGCAGCAAUAUGUGGUCGAUGUAGAGGUCAAUGUAGGCAACGGCAACAAUCGUGGCUAUCAUUCGUUGCCACCCUGCAACAAUACCUCACCAGCUGAGUGUGAAGUCAUAGCAUCGCCUACACAGUUUAGCAACAAUUCGCCCUCUAUAGCCAAUGCCAUUUCAACACCCGCUAUAGAUCAGGUUACAACAAAUUCAGAAAAUCAAACCAUGGAAGCAAACAAUACCAUCACUAAUACAGAAAACUGUGCACUAUUGAAUAAUUCUGGUCACAACACUUUGCCCUUGCAGCACAACCAAAGUAAUAAGUCCACUAGCAGUGUAGGCGGUGCCAUGAAAAACUCUUCCUCCUCCUCCAGCACAUCCUCUUCAAAGCGUUAUCAUCGUACCAUGCCUCGCUAUUAUGCUGUUGCAGAUCCUCUCUCCUCGCGGGAUACGGUCCCUACAAAUGCUCUCAAUACUGCCAGUAAAUCCUCCAAAGCGGAAGUCAAACUAACAUCUAACAACAUCACGAAUAGCAGCAAUAACUCUUCGGCUAAUUCUUCGUUAUCAUCCAAAAAGCCGACAUGCCAGUGUCCUGUGCAACAUGUACCAAUGUCUUAUAUGGGUACCACACAACUGUCAAAUGCUCAAAAUGUUUCCAAUAAUGCUUUUUUCACCGUCUUAAGCAACAAGCUAAGCUCAUCCACCAACAAUUCGCCCACAUCUUCUCAGCAGCAACACGCUUCUCAGCGUCUACAAACGAAUUCGAAUACCAACUCGCUCAACUACCAACAAAGACCAAAGUCAUCACAGAGUUUAAGUCAUACAACGCGAGAUGGAGAAAAUAUGAACAUUUCCAGCAAUAAUACCAUGAAACGUUCAUUGAAUUCACACUGCAACUAUGAAUCCAAAAUAGCCACCAUUUCAACAGGUGAACUACAAAAUUCCGGCUCAAAUGCUCAGUCGCAGCAUCAUCAGCAGCAACAAUUGCAACAGCAGCAGCAACAGCAACACCAUCAUCACAGCCACAGUCAUGCUCAUCAUCAUGGUCAUCAUUCAACUUUGCUGCCGCCACCCCAGCAUCAUGAUGACUCAUCGCCCAUAGUUUUGGGCCGGGUAACAAAACGUUCGAGCAGCAGUAGUAGUGGCGAUCGUUUACGCAGUGCCAGCAGUGGUAGUACUAGAAGUUCGGUGGCGGAAAGUGUUGGCAUAACUUCGCCAGCCGCUGCUGCCUAUUUAAAUAGCAAGGUUGAUGCCUAUUUGAAUUUUGCCCACGGGACAAAUCAUCAUCUGAAAGCCAAUGAUUUAAUAAAUCCAGCAUUACCACCGAAACUACAUAAGAGUUUAACGAAUUUAAAAUCGACCACAACAACAGCAUCAGCGGCAACUAAUACAACUAAUAAUCAUCGUAAAAAUCACAAUAACAAUGAGAAUGCUGUAAACAUAAAUAAUUCCAACACUACCUCUACAAAUUGUAAUAACUUUUCAUCAUCAUUAUCACCAUUAUCAUCAUCCUCUAAUGCUGCCACGGCUAACACAACAUCUGUACAAACCAUUUACACUCUAAGUAAACCACAUCAUUCUUCAUUGUCACCAGCCAACACCACCACCACCACCACGAUUAUAGGUUUGAGUCCCUCAAAUCAUGCUGCUGCUAAUCUUUUACAUGCUCGCAAAUCUGAACAUGAUCAUAUUAUGAAAAUUACCCAACAACAACCGCCUUCUUUGACUUUACCACUGAGUACUACGUCAACAAUUUCUUCAUUCACCAGUUCGAAUAGUAAAAUAAAUACUUCGACUUUCUAUCCGUUGCAAAAUAAUGUUACCUAUACGCUGCCAAAGAAUAUCGGAGGUAAAAUGUCACUCAAUUCCACCAUAAAUAGUGUGGUGAGUAAAGUACCUUCGGUCAUUAGCUUGCCCUCGUCUACGGGCGGUAAUGAUAAUAUGAAUUCAAAUAAUAAUUCCAAUUAUAAUAAUGGUGGUGGUGGUGAAAAUCAUUCGUAUCACUCUAGUUUACAUCAUCAUGCGCUUAAUGAAGCUGCAGCAAUAUCAAAAAGUACUACACUGCCAAAAAUUUUACGUACAAAACGAGAUUUACAUAAUACUAACAUUUCUCAUCACAACUCCUCUGCUAAUAAUCCCAACUCAUCCAUCAAUAACUCCUCUUCACCCUCAACUACUAAUAAUUCAGCAAAUUAUGCGGUUUCUCAAUGUUCUAUGCCCGCCUAUCCCAAACAGUAUAAUACAUCUUCUGCUGCUGCUGCCACAACAUCAUCAUCUUCUACACAACAACAACAAAAUCAAACAUCUCACUCACAUCAUGGCACCUCUAAUCCACAAUCACAGCAGCAGCAGCAACAACCACCACAACAACAACAUCAGCCUACCAACAUAAAUAUGCAAACCCAAACAAUAACCUCCACUUUGGCAGCUAAUUAUUGUCCAGAGGAUUCUCAUUUAAAUCCACAUUAUGUUACACAUACCAACACCAAUGCCACCACCCCUCAUCAUUCCAACUCAACCAACUCAAAACAAUUACCUGUUUGUACUACUUCCAAGAAUUGUUUAAAUCCCAAAGAGCAUUUUCUACCCAACGACACUAGUUUAGAUGACGAUUAUCUAAGUGAAUGUGAAAAUUGUAAAAUCGCUCAGAGCUCUAAAUAUUAUUUAGAUGCUGAGGCAUUAGCCUCCGGCCCCCAAGAGACCAUGACGUUACAGCGUAAAUCGAUGGAGGAAUGCAAGGAGGAACCAGAGACAGGCUAUUAUCGUAUCUCACAUACAUUGCCAACAAAUUCAAAAAAGAAUGCUCCCGUCAAGAGCAACAAUCGCGAACAAUGGUUUUCAACAAUACCAGCGGCAAGUUCAUCCUCUGAGGAAGACAUUAAUGAAUGAGAUUUAACACAUUUUCUAUAAAAAUUAUUCAAAAUGAAAGGAGGAAAUCAACAGCAACCACAACAAAUCAGCAUUAUUUACACACAAACACAUUAACAAAAACAAAACAAAAAUGAUACAAAAAACCAAAGUUAUAUUCAAACAAAAAAUAGAUGUUGUUAAUUUUUAAAAUGAAUAAAAAAUACCAAAAAAAAAAAAACAUUAAAAUUAAUAAUACUACAUUCUAACAUAACAUAACAAAAAAAAAACAAAAUUAAAUAGCAUAAUAGGAUAUCAAUUAAAACAAAAAAAUGAAAACCAAUUAUAAUAUUUAAAAACUUAACAAAAGAAAUAUUAAAUAAUUUAAACAUGAAAAACAAAGACAAGCCAUUAUUAUAAUUAAGCAGAAACCAAACCAACCAAAAAUUAGAUUGUUAAAAAAAGAAAAUGUUCUAAAAAAAAGAUUAAAA